Molecule: messenger RNA, 3516 nt
Organism: Oncorhynchus tshawytscha (Chinook salmon)
Lineage: Eukaryota; Metazoa; Chordata; Actinopteri; Salmoniformes; Salmonidae
Product: toll-like receptor 13
Biological process (GO): immune response; toll-like receptor signaling pathway; inflammatory response
Cellular component (GO): membrane
Molecular function (GO): transmembrane signaling receptor activity; protein binding
Source: RefSeq, a predicted model, not a curated record
CUCUGGGCUUUUUCUCCCAGUUUCAGGAUCUGGAGUACCUGUACAUUAAUGGCUGUUUUACUCAAAUCCUUCCAUCUGGGAAUAGUCACCUUCCAAAUUUGCAACAUAUGCACUUAGGUAAAUGGGGAAUAACUCAGAUUGCUGUGAAUGUCAUAUUGGGCCUCAUACAUUCAGAGAUCUCGUCAAGCUGAGUCAUUUGAUUCUUUGGAGUUAUAGACUGUCAGCAAUGGCCCCGGAUGUUUUCCAUGGCAUUCCUCUGUUACAAAGUCUCAUCAUUAGGGAACCCUAUUUAGAGGAUUUGUCAGAGAUACUAUGCAGAAUAAUGAAUAUUAAGUCACUUGUUAGGUUAUAUGUAGACGCCACAAACAUACGAUCGUUAAACAUUUCAAACUGCUCCGUCUUAAACACCAACGAAAGCAUGACACCUGUUUUUAUAAAUCUAACAUUCUCUGACUUCUCAUUUGGUGUAAUAACACAUAUAGAGGAAGGUGCACUGGCUUGGCUCCAGAACCUCACAAGGUUAACAGGGGCUUUCAGCCAGGAAGUCCUACUGGACCUUCCCCUGUCUGGGAUAAAACAAAUCCAGGACUUCAGUUGCUCUGGGAUCAAUGUCAUUGAUAUUGAAAGUAUCUGUAAUGUAGUGUUUUUGUUUUCAAUCAAGAAAUUAUAUGUAAACAAUUUCAAUACAAGCAGCCUCUCUAUGUCCAGUGUUGAGUUGUGCACUGGGCUAGAAUAUAUGUAUUUAAGUGUACCUUUGUCUUUCCAUCCUACUACCCAUUUGGAUUGGCAUUUUAUUUCCAGUCUCAAAAACCUUAAUCAACUAAAAAUAGUCGGCCUGGAAGACAACAGACUUGAUAUUUGCUCCUUCCAAAAACAACCAAUAACAUGGUUAACAAAUCUCACUUUAGGGUUGAAAAAUCAAAUGCUUUUUGCGAAACAAUUUAUCUGUCUUGUUAAGCUCCUGUAUCUGGAUAUAAAACAGAAUUUAAUUUCAAACAUUGAAGACUUUGCUUUCCUGGGAUUAACAAAUCUGGAGUCCUUGGACAUUACAAGUAAUAAGAUAACACAGAUAAAUGCAAACACAUUUUAUGGUUUACAUAGUUUGACAUGGUUAGACCUCAGGAACAAUCCACUUAUUCACAACAUUGAGGCAAUGUCUUUCACAAACCUCAUGUCUCUUAGACAAGUGUUUCUCGGGCAAGUGCACAACCCACUAACAGAACCUGUGAUCAAGCUGAAUCUGACACUUAUAUUUGGUGGAAUUCUGAGUCAACUGACUCAUCUGUACAUUAGUUCAGCUAUGAGGCCAAUGCAGUUGACUAUCGGCAGUAACAUCACAUCUAAACAGAACCUGAGUCUCCAGCUCAAAGGCCAGACGGUGUCAUUUCAGGACUGUGACAGACCUUUCUUUCAGUCUGUAACCCAUCUUCAUGCUGAUGCUGAAGAAUUCCUUUGUGGAUCUGAAUUCAUGGGAAAAUACUUCACGUCUGUGGAGACAUUUGACUACAGAUCGAAGCUUUCAGCUAAAAGGGUUGAUUUAACAUCAAUUCAUCAGCUGAUUCACCUGAGGAAACUGACUCUACGACAGGUGGAUCUUUUAAUACAGCGUUCUGCCGACAUCAUUUUUCACAACUUGACCAAACUGGAGGAUCUGGAACUUGACAACUGCAGGAUUUUCUUUGAGGGGAGUUUAACUAAAGACUUGAAAUCUUUGAAAAGAGUGUAUUUGCAUAUAGAGAACAUUUAUAAUGUAUUCUACAGCUUUACUGAACCUCUCUCUAGCCUUAAGCUUUUGACGUUUAAUAAUUUACAGAUGUUUUGCAGUUGUGACAAUGCUUGGCUCAUUACAUGGGCAAAGGGGUGCAGGCAGGUUGAAGUGAUCAUGCUUGGUCCGUAUGCUAAAACCGGUAUGUAUGCUUUGGAGGACUUGAUAUGCUUGUCGGACAAUGGAAUAGACACACCUAAUUUUGUCAAGUACACAGAAGCCAACUGCACAACAGAGGUUGGCUUUGUGCUCUUUGUUGCGACUGGCCUGGGAGUCCUGUUCUUCAUGCUGGUGGUGUUGGUCCAUAACCUGGCCGGCCCCUACCUCCUCCCCCUCUACCACAUCACCCUUGGCUGGCUGUUAGAAGCCAUGCGAUCCAACACCAGGGGGCGCUACCACUACGAUGCGUUUGUCUCCUAUAGCGGGAAGGACGAGCGCUGGGUGGUGGAGGAGCUGCUUCCCAAUCUGGAGCAGAGGGGUCCUCCUUUCCUGCGCCUCUGUCUGCACAGCAGGGACUUCCAGCUGGGGAAGGACAUUGUGGAGAACAUCACAGACAGCCUCUACCGGAGCCGCCACACCCUCUGCCUAGUCAGCCGCCACUACCUACGCAGUAACUGGUGCUCUCUGGAGAUGAAGCUGGCCACCUACAGGCUGCAGGUGGAGCAAAGGGACAUCCUCCUCCUGGUCUUCCUGGAGAAGAUCCCCCCUCGCCAGCUGUCUGCCCACCACAGGCUGGCUCGCCUGCUGAAAACCAGGACUUAUCUGGACUGGCCCCAGGACCCCCAUCAGCACCAGGCAUUCUGGGACAGACUGUGGGCUAAACUGAAACCUCCGACUGAGCAUGAGAUCAGAGGUUGAUGUUGAACCUUGUGCUAAUGAAGACGCAAUGUUGACACAUAUGUUGAGGUAUUGAAUUUGUCGUUAAAAUUCCUCUGUACAAAAUGUCUUCCAGAAUUUGUGUGUUUAGACAAUUCUAAUGAAGUCAUUUUAAAUGCUCUGUACUUUUUCUGAUUAAUCUUCAACUAAUAUGUAUAGGUAUUCCUAUUUAAAUUACAUAUAAAUAAUCAUAGUUAAAUUACUUAAAAAUAACCCUUUUUACAUUUCAUAAAAUAAUAGUAUUUAAAUUACUUAGAAAAAAAUGUAAUACAUUUUUUUACUUCCACGAAUUUUAUGAUAUCCUUUAUGUCCUUUUGUUAUCACCUAAUCGCUAACACAUGUCUUUAACUGUAUAUUUCUUGCCAAAAGUCACUGAAAAAGGGUGUGAACGACAAUACAUGAAUGAAUGAAACACAUACAAUGAAAUACAUGAAUGAAUGACCAUGAAGCAGUAAUUAAUGAUAAUAUGUGAAUGACCGCAAAGCAGUUACUUUAUUUCAAUAUUGAUCAAAGAGCUUUGUACUGAAAUGUCCUUUUCAGUUGUUUAACUAAAUGUAGAUGCUUGUUGUUUAACUAAAUGUAGUUGCUAGCUAUUUAACUAAAUGUAGUUGCUAGUUGUUUAACUAAAUGUAGUUGCUAGUUGUUUAACUAAAUGUAGUUGCUCGUUGUUUAACUAACUGUAUAUGGUUCACUCCUGGGCUUGGGGAGGGGUACCCCUUUCUGGACAAUUAGGUCAUUUCUGCGCAAUAUUGGAGGUAACAUAGUUUUAUUUUAUUAUUUCAUUAUUGUUCGUGCUCUUAACAAAGGCAUACAGCUGAAACGUUGUAAACUGGCUUCUGUUUGUGUUUUUACAUAAAAAUGCUCUAUAUCCCUGG